Messenger RNA from Acaromyces ingoldii, 2829 nucleotides. RefSeq lists its product as hypothetical. The coding region runs from base 231 to 2621 and encodes 796 amino acids. The record is from RefSeq and is a predicted model, not a curated record. Lineage: Eukaryota; Fungi; Basidiomycota; Exobasidiomycetes; Exobasidiales; Cryptobasidiaceae. The transcript is spliced from 2 exons.
CUCCCAUCACCACCACCACCACCAGCACCACCACCGUUCCCUAUCGACCGCUUGCGACCUCAUCCCCUCACUCCUUCAUUCUCUCGCCACUGCUUACGGCUGACACACUCUUUUAGUCCCCACCACAUUCUUUUGAACGUUUCGAUUCUUCUUUGCCCGGCUGGGCCUUCUCAAAAGUAGUAGCUGCCUUAUCGAUACGCUCCUUGGACUUCCGCUGCUCCUUGUUCACUAUGGAGGUGCGAACCAUGCCUUCUCGCAGGGCGGCAACGACGCCGCUGGACGUGGGCAUCUCUGGUGGUGCUUCGGCGUGCUCGACGAUGGAGAUCUCCUGGGACGCUUCGCAAGGCAAAGGUCCGUGGACACUCACAGUGGCGGCCAUCAACCACGCACCUAUCACGCUGUCGAUGCAAGACGUACCAUCAUCGAAGGAUUUCUCAUACAACUGGUCCGUACCCCUCUUCUCGUCAAAGGAUACCACCCAAGCGCUCGUCGCCGUUGCAGACUCGUCGGGAAACAGUGCUGGUGUCUCUUCACUCCAGACCAUCGCACCGCCUGUGGGAGGCGCGACGUGCGGUGCCUCCACUGAAGAUCUCGACUUUGUCUGGUAUCCGACCCCUGACAAUCCCACGGAAUGCGCCGACUGGAAGAUCAACUGGCAGACGGACAAGACGAACGCGGGCGUCAGCGGCACGGUAUCCUUCUCUUUCCUCCCUGAGAAGGGCACUCCUCUGACCGUCUCCGGUGGAUCAUCCAAAGCGACAGGAGCGCUUCAAUUCCAGGUGCCGUUUGAUGCCAAUACAAAGAUAGCUGUCAUUGCAAACGACGGAGGCAAGUACGGUACGGGCGGCGUCGGGAGCCUCUACACCGUUGGCACUGGCAAGGGCAGUUGCAAGACGCCCAGCGGCAUCGGCAAUGGCUUGCCUUCGGGAGGCUCUGUCGUGCAUGCGUCGGUGUCGAGCAGCGCCGCAGCUGCUUCUUCGACGGCUGCUGGUGCGUCCAGUGCUUCCAAGAGCACAGCUACGAACGAUGGCACCACCAAGGCCGGCAGCGCCUCAUCUUCCGGCAGCAGCGACGACCACAGCGGCCACGGAGGCACUGCUGCUGGCGCUGCCGUUGGAUCUAUUGCAGCGAUCAUCAUCCUCGUCGCCCUCAUCUUCUGGUGGAUCAGGCGCAGGCGACGCAUGCAAGACGACAGCUUCUAUGGUGGUGCCUACGGCUCGCACGAGAAGUCGGCGGCAGCCGUCUCGCCUUGGCGCUGGUCCGUCUCUCCGCACGCACAAGGCGUUGCGACCGGAAAGACCCAGCGAACAGUCAGCGGCUGGUUCCGUCAGACGUUUGAGCGGCCUGGCAACGACGGCAAUGUGCAGGCAAGGAGUAUGAACAUGGCAGAUGCGGCUUCGACCCCUGCCUUCCGUGGAGGCUUUGGCCAUCAAGCCACGGAAUCGUACUCCUCUUCCUCUCAGCUUCAUCAAAAUCAACAACAGAUCCAUCAGCGCAAUGCCUCUAUUACGGCGGCCUCUGGUCUUGCAUCCUCGGAUGGAUACCUUCCUGGAGCUCCCGGAGACGACUUCUCCGUGAGCUCUCCCUAUACCAGCGUCGGCAUGAGCCAGAACGCGCUCAGGUCGUCCUCGCGCACACUGCAGAGCAACACUACAGCGCCUACAUCUGCUUUCGCUCCGUCAACACCGAGGAAGCUGACCACCGAACCCUGGUCGACGGAGGAUGAUGCCAACGCAAGGCGAGGCACAAGGACAAUGUCGAAGAUCAAUUCGGUCCAGACCGUGGUUCCCGAUGACAGUCUCUUUCCUCCUCCGCGACCAGCUUUGGGCCAGAGAACAAAGAGCAGCGAGAGCGCGCGAGGCAGCUUCAACGAUGGCUCCAGCGUGGCCGGCACGAGUGAUGACGCCAGGAGCGUUUCGUCGCGAAGACGCGUCGUGCCUGACAGCCAUCUCUUCCCGCCUCCGAGGCCUGAAAAGGCAGCCACAGGUUCGGGCAAUGUGCGCAAGGUCCUCACGCCCGUCUCGGAACGUUCGAUGGGCACUCCAGUCGAUGGAUAUGGUGCUGGAGUCGGAUCGUAUGCGGGCCUGAAUCGCCAUCAGCAAGGAGGCCAGGCGUCGCCAGAGAGUUCCAGAUCGCCAUUUGCCGAUCCUUCUACGUCAACCACUCCGCGAUCGCCCCAGUCGGAAGUGUCGAUGCUUCCCAGUCCGGGAGCGCCGCAACACCCCACCUCGGAGGUCAUGAUGGGUGGUCCAGCACCCAUUGGCCCGCCCUCGGGGACCAACUAUAUUCCGCCCAUCGGGCCCAACAACACGAGCGUCUUUGAUCCUUAUGCACACAUGUCGAGCUACUGGCAGGACAAGGACGACAUGCAGCGCAAGAUUCGCGAGGCUGGCAGCCCCGCCGCUCUUCAGCGGCAGCAACAGCAACAGCAAUCCGCUCCUGCACACAAUCCUCUGCAGGCCCCCCUGGCAGCUGCCUCGACAUCGAAGACCGCCACUGAGCGCAACAAUGGCGUUCUGGCAGGGCUGCAGCGAACUCUGCAGGCAGAGCGAGCUGGCAGCAACCGCACUUCGGACCUCAGCGGCAUCAGCGGCGAUGAAGGCGGCCUCCCUUACCUCUGAUCAGGCGUGGGCCGUCGUUCGACGAAUACCCUCUUUGUAUCACAUCUCUUCUCGUUUUUCGCUAUGAACCUUGGUUGUGUCCGCAUCCAUGUCACCGGUCUGCAUCAUCAAACCUUGUCAUUUCCACACACAUCUCUCUCUCCUUGGUCGCUGCUCUUCGACUUCCCCACUCUUUUUCAGUAGUAGUGCGCAAUGCUCAAUCGCAUGC